AUGUUGGAGAAAGAGAAAUCAGUACAGCAAAACUUGCCCUACAUGGAAUUAGGCGGGAUUAUAUCUCCCAGCAUUGGUAAACUCAGUAGCUUACAAAGACUGGCACUUCACCAGAACAGUUUGCAUGGAAUUAUACCUUAUGAGAUUACUAAUUGUUCUGAGCUGAGAGCCAUUUACUUGAGGGCUAAUUAUCUCCACGGAGGGAUGCCUGCAGAUAUUGGAAACCUUUCCCAUCUCACUAUCCUGGAUUUGUCAAGCAAUUUGCUAAAGGGUGAGAUACCUUCAUCUAUUGGCCGCCUAACACGCUUGCGCCACCUGAACUUGUCUACCAACUUUUUCUCAGGUGAAAUCCCUGAUUUUGGACCUCUAAGUACUUUUGGGAACAACUCGUUUAUUGGCAAUCCGGAUCUUUGUGGUAGACAAGUGCACAAGCCAUGUCGAACCUCUUUGGGAUUCCCUGCAGUGUUACCCCAUGCAGCAAGUGAUGAAGCAGCAGGCAAGUUUCAUGUGACAUUUUCUGAAACUCUUAACUGUGCAUGUAAUUAUGAUAUUGGGGAUUAUUUCCUUUUUGAUCUGACUAUUGGUGAUUUUUCAGUUCCUACAAAACGAUCCUCUCACUACAUCAAAGGGGUGCUGAUUGGUGUAAUGUCAACUAUGGCCAUUACACUUGUUGUGCUCCUUGCGUUCCUCUGGAUUUGCUUGCUAUCAAAGAAGGAAAGAGCUGCUAAGAAAUACACAGAAGUUAAAAAGCAAGUUCAUCAAGAAGCAAGUACAAAGCUCAUUACUUUUCAUGGUGACCUGCCAUAUCCUUCCUGUGAGAUCAUUGAAAAGCUUGAGUCUCUUGAUGAGGAGGAUGUUGUAGGUUCAGGAGGCUUUGGUACUGUAUACCGCAUGGUAAUGAAUGAUUGUGGCACCUUUGCUGUUAAAAGAAUUGACCGGAGUCGGGAAGGAUCUGAUCAAGUUUUUGAGAGGGAACUGGAGAUUUUGGGGAGUAUCAAACACAUAAAUUUGGUAAACCUGAGAGGUUACUGCAGGCUUCCAAUGUCAAAGCUUCUCAUCUAUGAUUAUCUGGCCAUGGGCAGUGUAGAUGACUUUUUGCAUGACAAUGAAGUUCUUGAGAUAUAUGAACAGAAAUUUGGAGAACUUUUUAGAGUUGCCAAGCAGCUUCUUAUUAGUGAUGGUUGUGCUUUAGUGAUUUCUUGUUUAAUUCAAAUCCCCAAAAUAAACAGAAUACUGCCACCACCAGAUCUAGAUACUUAUGGUGAGAAGCAGUCAAGAUUGGCUUGGCUCUGUUUUCUGUAUAGUGUCCGUCAUG
This is a messenger RNA of Dovyalis caffra, 1315 nucleotides long. Lineage: Eukaryota; Viridiplantae; Streptophyta; Magnoliopsida; Malpighiales; Salicaceae. The record is from the annotation of a GenBank genome assembly.